Messenger RNA from Lindgomyces ingoldianus, 1287 nucleotides. RefSeq lists its product as uncharacterized. The transcript is spliced from 2 exons. The record is from RefSeq and is a predicted model, not a curated record. The coding region runs from base 321 to 1118 and encodes 265 amino acids. Lineage: Eukaryota; Fungi; Ascomycota; Dothideomycetes; Pleosporales; Lindgomycetaceae.
CAGUGCUCUAAGUUCUGCAAACGUGUAAGGCAGAGGCAUCAGCGAGCGACGUCACCUGGAACGCUUAUAGAAGCGGUCUGACGGCACAAGAUUGUGUGGCCGCAUUCCAGGCAGUGUCAAGCCAGAGUCACGCCCCAAGUGUCAGCAGCUCUCUUCAAGAACGGAAAUCACAUAAUCCUUGGAUCACCCACCCGCCACCGCCUUCCGCAAUUCACUUGGUUCCACGGUGCAUGCCUCUGCAAACAGGAGAAACCUAGAGCUGCGAGCGCUUCUCAAUCCUCGCAACCUUCUCCCAGAAAUCUCCGCACACCACCACCACAAUGCACCGCAAACACCAAAUCUCAGCCCUUGUCUACAGCAUGCUGUACCCAAGUCCCUCGCCCACAGACCCUCCGAAUUUUGCCCAGCAUCUCGCAAAAUUCCUCGUGGGCGAAGUGCGCAUAGAAACAGCCACUUUCUAUGGUUCUCUAGACACCAUUGAAGCGCGAUACCCUGGCCUGAACUAUGCACAUGCUCCCCAUAGAAAGCGAUUAGGCCGCUUCCCGCACCACAAGAAGCUGUUCGAAGCGUUUGACAAGCUAGGACUUACUGAGAGCGAGAUCCAAGGCUUCUGCAGAUGGGAAGGCACGCUCUGGGCCCGGGAACGCUACGAGCGCGACGAGGGUGUUCAUGUUAGGGAUACAACGGGUAUGGAGAUUGGCGAGUGGGUAGACCGCCGCAAGCACAGGAUAUCGGCACGCAACAAGAGCAUCAACGUGAAGACGGAUAUCGAGGUUGAGAUUGAGGAGGUGCCGCCGACGGAGGAGAUGAUUGGGCCGCAACAAACAGUCGCUGGAGAUACGGAAAUGCGGGACGAGGACGACGAGAGCGACGAAGAAGAUGAGAGCGUGGGAUUCGAGUUGAACCAACGCCUCCUCCACGCAGCAGCCAUGAGGGAACAGGGCGUCAACGUAGCCAUGGAUCCAGAAUGGGAGGAUUACCUCAAGGAAGCCCAGGAACGGGGUGAGCUCAAUAUCGAGGCCACACAGGAAGCUCUGCGGACCAUGGCCGCGCAGCUAGCCAACGUGAACCAGCCCGACUCGAGUCAAAGUUACGAACCUCCGGCGGCACCAGCAUAAGAUCUCCGCGCUUCUCUGGGAUCGAUCUUUUCCCUUCCAUUUCCGAAUCUGAUUUGUUGAACGAGCUUGAUACUUUGUUUUCCAUGCAUUAGCAUACAAUACCCCGUUCUGAUUUCCCCACCACACCACAACACACCACUCAGCCCCUCAUGUGGAAUACCCCACGCCU